UGUGACGGUAGGAUAAGCUACAGAAUUGUCGGCCAACAUGCAAUAAAAACGACCCGUUCGCCUGUCCCCCGCAGUUCAAUGCGGGAGCUAGUUGCGCUCGCCUGAAAACCUCCAUUAUUCCCUGUCGGCGCCAGUAUUGCGCCUGCGGCGCGGAACUCGCUUCGCUCUCUCGAUGACUGGCCUAUGGCUCGCCAGCCUCGCUUCAUUCGCGAAGGCGUUCGCUCUGGUCGUCUUCGCCCCGCUCGCAAGUCCAUCGCAAAUCAACCUCAAGCAUCCCUGCACCUCGUUCCUCUCGCCCCACGCUACUGUACUGCCCAUAGUGUCGCCGCGGUGGGAAACCCACCUCUUCACCCAAAAACGCAUAGUUCCUCGCCAACUGUUCCCUAAUCAACCCUUCGUCGAGCGUUCUCUCCACAGGGAGUCUCGGCCUCUUAUCCUUCGGUCGCGGCCUCGUAACCGUAUCGUCGCUGUUGUCGGACUGAGCGAUAGCCUCCGCCAGCUCGUCCUUUAUGCGCUGAAUGCGAGCCUGCUUGUUGAAGCGCUGGGCGAGGAGGAUGGAGGAGACAGUCAGUGCCGAGGCUGCGAGGGCGACUGCUGCGAGCGAGUAGGGGGUUGAGUCGACGGUUGGAACCUUCAUUGUGUGUUGCCCGGCUGUGGCCGUGAGGUUGCAGUGGAGUGUUCAGCCCUUUCAGCCAGUGGUCCAAGGCUUUCAACUCUCGCCGCGCACGCUUUCUCCUCCUCUUUCC
Fimicolochytrium jonesii is the source of this 746-nucleotide messenger RNA. RefSeq lists its product as uncharacterized. The transcript has a single exon. Lineage: Eukaryota; Fungi; Chytridiomycota; Chytridiomycetes; Spizellomycetales; Powellomycetaceae. Bases 173 to 616 code for a protein of 147 amino acids. The record is from RefSeq and is a predicted model, not a curated record.